Molecule: messenger RNA, 2068 nt
Organism: Chenopodium quinoa (quinoa)
Lineage: Eukaryota; Viridiplantae; Streptophyta; Magnoliopsida; Caryophyllales; Amaranthaceae
Product: protection of telomeres protein 1b-like
Exons: 9
Coding region: 161-1720 (519 amino acids)
Biological process (GO): telomere capping; regulation of telomere maintenance via telomerase
Cellular component (GO): chromosome, telomeric region; nuclear telomere cap complex
Molecular function (GO): telomerase inhibitor activity; G-rich strand telomeric DNA binding
Source: RefSeq, a predicted model, not a curated record
AAAUUAGAAAAAAAUAAGUUCAGAUAAGAUAAGAUAAGAUCAAAUCACACGGUGGCCUUAUUAAACUCUCCAAUAAACCCUAAUCACUUCUCAACUUUCUUACAGUUUCUUCCUUAAAACCCCUACAGUAGAGUACAUUUUCUUCCUUAAAACCCUAAAAAUGAGGAACAGAGAUGACUACAGAUUUCUCAGAUUGGCUGACGCCAUGACUGCUUUGAAUCAGAAAGUUAACCUAAUCGGCAUUAUUGCUGAGUAUGGAACUCCUACUCGAAGUAGAGGAACAGAUUGGUUUUGUUCAUUGAGAAUUGUGGAUGAGUCACAUAAUGUCCGUGGACUUUUAGUUAAUAUCUUUGCUGAAACUCAAGAGAAGCUUCCUCAGGUUAAGGCAUCGGGAGAUAUCAUCCAACUUUCCCAUGUUUUGAUGAAAACUCAUAAUAAGGAAACCUAUGCCCUUUUCAACAAAAAAUUCUCUUCAUUUGCGCUCUAUGAAGGGAAACAUGGUGAAAACUAUAAUCCCUAUCAAAUCUCAUCUAUGUUUUGGCCAAGAAACCAAGACACAAUGUUUGUGGAUGGAUUGAGAAAAUGGGUAGACAAUUUCCAGCUUGAUUCAGUAUCAGAAGAAUCUGUGUUGUUGAGGCAAAUCAAGGAUGGGCAAUGUUAUGAUCUGGUUUGCAAGGUUUUGCAUGUGUCUCAAGUUGAUCAAGAGGAGUGGAUGCUGUUUGUUUGGGAUGGAAGUGAUGCUCCCCCACCUCAACUUCUAUCUGAGCUACACACAGAAAAGGAAAAUCCACUUCCACUGCAAUUGGAACCUCAGCCUUUGGCCAGGGAAGCCUUGUGUAAAUUUCCGACUAUUGGAACUAUAUUGAGAGUUUCUGUUGAUCAAAAAAAUGUCAAGCUCAAUAUAUCUUCAGUUAGUGCUGGUAGAUGGAUAAAAUUUAUCAACCUAAUGUUUAAAGUACAUGAAGGUUUGUGGUGUGGUGUACUAACCUCAUCAACAAAAGUCCGUUUCUUACCAAAUGAACACCUUGUUAUAUUAGAGAGGCAAAGGUUGGUAAUACACAUGCUUUCUUUCUUUUGGUGCAUGGUUCACUUUGAUUUGGUAAAUAUAAUGUAUCUGAGAUUUGUGGCAGUAUCUCUUAGUAAUCUGCAUUAUUGCAUGGUCUGUGUGAUUGUUAUUAACAUCAAAAGGUUGUACAUAUGUUUCAUUAGGAAUUUUGAAAAGAGGUUAUCCUCUAAAUUGGACCAGAUGCCAUUUACUAGCUUUCCUUGGCCGUGUCGCAUUACAGAAGUUGAUGAUAAAGUUGAAGGUGUACCUCUUGUCACCCUAAUGGACGUUAUGACGUAUCCACAGGUGACAGGAAAAUAUAAAUGUAUUGUUCGGGUUGUAGCAGCACUUCCAUGGACUAUUCAGGACUUUCGCUCUCCAGAUGGAACCUACCGGAUCCGGCUUACUUUAGAGGACCCAACUGGAAGAAUUCAUGCCUAUUUAUUUGCUGAAGAUGGGGAAGUAUUUUUUGAAGGUAACCCGCCAAUGGAUGCAUUGAUUCGGAAGUGGAAUACGUUGCUUGGAGUUGCUGAAGUUGAUAGUGGUGGUGUAAUAGAGAAUGCUCCCAGAAAUCCUCCAUGGGUUCUUUGCUGUAUCAAAUCAUAUUAUGUUGACAAAAACGAUGUCUGGGGAAGUAGGAAGUACCGAAUCUUUGAUACAAAGCUCGUAUGCUGAAGGUGAACCUUGUAGUGUUGUUUUUGUUUCUGGUUCUGAUUUGUCCUAAAUCCAGCUUAUCUUUAUGCUGACAAAAAUGAUGUCUGGGGAAGUAGAAAGUACCGAAUCUUCAAUACAAAGCUCAUAUGCUGAAGGUGAACCUUGUAGUGUUGGUUUUUGUCUUGGGUUCUGACUUAUCCUAAAUCCAGUUCAUCUGGUAAUUGUAAAUUUUGUACAUAGUGUAUGUAAAAUGGCGAAACCCGUAACUGGCAUUGAAAUGUAUGACAAAAGGCUGGUGUAAACUGGACUAAUGUUCAUAUGAUCAUUUCAAAGAUGAAUGAAGGAUUCCCUCACUUUGAUCCACCUGAA